GCGACUCCAGAGGAAUUUCCCCCGCGUCUCGUGCCCUUUGUUCCGCUGGGUUCCCUGGGGGGGUGAGCGAGCCUGAGAGGAGACCGAGAAAGAGGAGAGAGAGAGGCGGACGCAGAGAUGUCGGAGCCGGCCACAAAUCCCGCUGCCACCUCUUUCUCAGCGCCCACGAUUUCGUUGCCUUUGGGCCUGGAAGUGUUGAGGACUUAUUCUGGAGCUCUUUUCUGCUUUGAAAUAUUUUUUGGUGGUUUAGUAUGGAUCCUGGUGGCUUCCUCCAAUGUGCCAGUCCCUCUGCUGCAAGGCUGGGUGAUGUUUGUGUCUGUCACCGCCUUCCUCCUCUCCUCUGCCUACCUCCUCCUCCUCAUCACCGGCCUGGCUGACCGCAUCAGUAUUGACUGGAACUUUUUGGAUGUUUUUUACCAUUUUAUAGCUUUGGUUUUCUAUUUUGCCGCCUUCGUGCUGGAGGCGGCGACGACGGCAGCCAACGGAGGAGCCAUCAUCACGCCCCUGCCAAACAGCACCGCAACUGUAAUGUGUAUACACUACCCUCGGGGAAAUGUAUUCACUGUGCUGACUGGCAACCAGUACAAUAUUAAUGUGGUGGCAACGAUAUUUGCGUUUGUGGUGACGCUUUGCUACGGCUGGAGUUUGGUGAUGGCCUUCAAGAGAUGGAGAAUCUAACUUGAAACUCCAAAUGAUUUCUCACCUGUUUUGCACCAACGUGAAACAUUCACAAUAGCAUCAUAGAGCACGCUGCUGUUCAGUGUGGAAUUGGUAUGCCCAGUUUGUGAUUUGUGUGUGUGUGUGUGUGUGUGUGUGUGUGGACUUUAUUCAUUACGGAAUGACCAAGGACCUUUCUGAGGUCUUAACUUCUCAAACAUGUUGAGUAGAGUAGUGAGGGGAAGAGACAAAAACAUAAUAAGAAUGACAUUAAAAAGGUAAUAUGGCAUGUGAGUGAGUACUGUUGGUCACACUUACGCAACUGGCUUUUUAUUCACGUCAACACUGUAACUUCCUUUUUCUACAGGAUUCACAUCCUCACUGUAGGGAAUAUUUCCCAAUUCCAAAACUGCUACAUCUCACCGAGUGUGCUGCUUUUGUUUCAUGAACAACAGAAGCUUCAUAGGCUUGCACAUUUUCUUGGAAAGGCCUUUGUGAUGCGAAUGAAAUGGAAAUUCAAUUCUCAUUCAACAUGAUGUGUUCAUGAACUUUUCUAUAUUGAUAGGGUAUUUGAAAUUCUAAACGUUCAUUUUGUGAGAUGACAUCACGGUGUAUUCUUAACAUACAAACCUACCGUAGUUGACGUUUUAAAGAAUUUUAAAAUAACCUACACUGUUAUCUUUAUGCCCUGCGAUUGGCUGCCGACCAGUUCAGGGUGUAGCCCGCCUCUCGCCCGAAGAUGGCUGGCAUAGGCUCCAGCACGCCCGCGACCCUUGUGAGGAAAAAGCGGUACGGGAAAUGAAUGGAUGGAUGGAUGUUAUCUUUAUAUGUAUUAAUAGUUAAUUAGAUGACAUCAUUGUGUAUCUUCUCCUUAACGUUUAGGGUUGAACACUCAAACGUUUUAAAGAAUGUUAACAUACAGAAACCUACACUGUUAUUUCUAUGCAUAUUAAAAGUCAAUUCACAUUAAGAAUAAAUAAUGUUCAUAAAUAUUCACUCAAUCAGUCUUGCUUGCUGUGCCACUGUAUUAUUAUCAGUUAGAUUAAGUGUGGCCUAUCACAGUUUAUAUUAUAAUAGUAAAUUAUUACUCAUUUAAAAUAGAUUGAUUGCUUUUGAUUGUCUUUGUUACCAUUUUAGUACAUUUUAAAAAAUACAUAAUACAUAUUUUAAAGUGACUGUUUAAUAAAACACUUAAAACAAAUGCCAUGUUCUUUUAUUUACACACAGAGGAUAUAAAACAUCUGCACACGCCUCUUCAGACGCCGGGUUUUCUUAAUACUUUAUCAAAACAAAACAAAACAAAAAAGGGCAAAACUAAAUUAUUUCAAAGCUUUUAUUUACCAUGAACAUGACCUAUAACCUGUACAACUCUAUUUUAAAAAAAGUCAAAAUAAACAACUGAGAUGACGUUUU
Messenger RNA from Phycodurus eques (leafy seadragon), 2070 nucleotides. RefSeq names its product mal, T cell differentiation protein 2 (gene mal2). Gene Ontology annotation, molecular function: structural constituent of myelin sheath. Gene Ontology annotation, biological process: myelination. Gene Ontology annotation, cellular component: membrane. The transcript has 4 exons. NCBI's taxonomy places the organism in Eukaryota, Metazoa, Chordata, Actinopteri, Syngnathiformes, Syngnathidae. Bases 118 to 678 code for a protein of 186 amino acids. The record is from RefSeq and is a predicted model, not a curated record.